AUGCCCCGAAAGACCAUCAUCUUCGUGCGCCAUGGCGAAUCGGAGUACAACAAGGCCAUGCGCGAGACUGGGGAGGAUCCGCUGCUCCGUGACGCGAAACUCACUGAACGUGGUCGAGCGCAGGCAGCCGCUGCACGGCCGCAGUUGCAAGAGCUCUUCGAGGAAAUCGGAUCCUCGGCUGGUUGGCUGCUUCUGAGUUCACCACUUCGCCGCGCUCUCGAUACAGCUGCAGGGAUUUGGCCGGAAGCAUUCCAAGCCGCAGAGGGCACCCGUUUCGAGAUUUGGCCCGAGCUUCGCGAAGUUGUGACGGGCUGCGAUGAUCUGGGCUCCACGCCGAAGCAGCUCCAAUUCGCCUUCCCCCACCUGCACGCCCAUCUUGGCUCCUUGCCCGAGGUGUGGUGGACGAUCCCGCCUGCUUACCAGGAUGUGCCUCUGGAAGGAGAUGACUUGCGGAAUGCGUACCAGAAGGACCCUGAUGCAUUUGAGGCUGCGGACGAAGCUAUCUUUGCUGGCCGUGUGGCGCAGCUACUUGAAAAGCUAGCCUCCGUGAAGGAAGAUCGGAUCGUCGUGGUAGCGCACUGUGAUUUGAUCGGGGAGCUGACGGAGCAAAUGGGUUUGACAGAGAAGAAGAAGUCGGGAAAGCUGCGAAAAGGAUGGUGGCUCAGCGCCUUGGCUACGGGCAUUGGUGCGCCUGAGCCCAAGCUCAAAGCUGCAACCAGCCUGGCAGAGCCUCGGAGGACGGCUACCAACAGGCCUGGCCCAGAGGUGCCUCAAAAGGCUACGCCGGCUACGCGGAAGAAGGAAGUAUCUGAGAGGUCCGCGGAUGAGGCUGCUAUGCAUGCAGCAGCAGAGGCAGCGGCCGAGCGAGCUUUGGAACAUGAUCGCAGCGCGCACGGCAAAGACUGGUGGAAGAAGCUCCAGGCUCCCAAAGAAGCGAGACCUGUGCAGCGAGUCGACCGCUUGUCCAUGUACCCGCAGCAGAAACUCCUGGAGAGCGGCUCGUCUCAAUUGCCUGUCAGAAGCUUCAAGGUUCUGGCAGAGGUGCAACCUGUUCGAGCCCAGUGCAGACCUCAGCCAAGUAUAGCCGACGCUGCCCUUCACGAUAUCACCACCAUUUCCUAA
Molecule: messenger RNA, 1122 nt
Organism: Symbiodinium sp. CCMP2456
Lineage: Eukaryota; Dinophyceae; Suessiales; Symbiodiniaceae
Source: the annotation of a GenBank genome assembly